Daphnia magna is the source of this 3513-nucleotide messenger RNA. RefSeq lists its product as uncharacterized. Lineage: Eukaryota; Metazoa; Arthropoda; Branchiopoda; Diplostraca; Daphniidae. The transcript has 4 exons. Gene Ontology annotation, cellular component: membrane. The record is from RefSeq and is a predicted model, not a curated record. Bases 538 to 3363 code for a protein of 941 amino acids. Gene Ontology annotation, molecular function: hexosyltransferase activity.
GCGACGACGUGUAUUAGUACUAGUCACCGGAUGAGCUGCAGAGGAAGACGUGUGCUUUGUAUGCUGCCAUAAUGGUCAAGGUCAAUCAUCCGUGACACCAUGAGUCUCAAACGCAUAAAAUAUCCAUCGCAUUUUCGGGUAACUUGCAGCUGAUGAUAUCAUGCAGAGGAAGCUGACACCUCUGGAGCAGUUGAAAUUACGCAUCAUGAAAUUAAACCAUCCCUCAGAAACUUCACUGCCUGAGCCACUAAGCUUGCCAGUGCAUCAACAACUGCAUGAAGAAGUGGAACAAGUAUAAGUAAUUACAGCACACCAAUUGGAUUGCUGUUUCAUCUUAAGGCACCUGAUUGUAUAAUUCAUCUGUAGUCAAAAACAUGAUUCUUUAUUGACAAAAGGUAAUUACGUUUGUAAAGUUUUCUUAGCAUAGCGUGACGAUAGGAUGCGGCUUUAGUCCGACAAAAUUUGGUUCCAAACUUAAAAGUAAACGUAAAAGCAUUCACUGCAAUUAUUCCUGGCAGCUUCCAGAAGAUCAGCGCUAUGGUAUUUCAGUUACAUGGAAAAAAUAGUUUAUUCUUGCGUUCCGGAAAUUUCGUGGAAAUGAGAAUCAGCUUCGCCAUGAAACUAUUCUUGUUUUUAACAUUCUUUGCAAUUUGCAACUCACAAGAGAACCAAUCGUCACCUGAUACGGCAGAGGUUCAAGCAAGCAGCCUGUUUAGUAGAAUUUCCCAGUGUAUUUUAUAUCGGUAUAUUCCGGAUGAAGAAGAGGAGGCUACGGGGAUGGUUUUACUAGAAAAAAACAGUACGGACAAUUCUUAUAGAAUCGAAGAAUUCGGCAUUUCCUACAGAUACGUCCCAUGUCGAGAUGAUUGGAGCGCUCUAAUGACAGUUUUUGAAAGCCACGAAAAUUUCCUUCGAGGACAAAAUGCACGUUUGAAGAAUUUGGUAAAUCAAUGCCAAAUAGAGCGGAUUCAGUACAAGAAUGAGUCGGAAGAACAGACAAAUCGACUAAACGAAGAAAAACAUUACCAUCUAUUUAAUUUAACUGAAUGCCUAAAUGAAGUAAAAAACAAACGCCUGUUGUUUGAAUCUGAAAUCGAAAAUUGUCGAAAUUCAAACAAUAAUUCAGGUGAGAAAAUCGCAGCCGUUGAAACGGAGAUUAACAAGUUGGAAUCCGACUUGGCUUUGUGUUUAAGUGAAGAUGAAAGCAAAGAAUUGCUGCUCAAGGCGGAAAUGGAAAACUGUCAAAACCAAAAUUCAAUGUUAAACGAAGCGAUUGCAAUCUGCGAUGUGGAAAAGUCAAAAUUGAGAUCGAAUUACACCGAUUGUCUAGCAGACAGAAAAAACGAGUCACUACGUUUUGUCGCGGAAAUGACAGAUUGCAAAAAUUUGAAAAGUUCUUUAAACAAGCAAGUCUUAGAUUGUGAAGCUGUAAAUGAAAAUAAGCAAAUCAGUUUGAUCGAGUGCCAAACAAAAAACUGGACGCAAUCGCUAGAAACUGAACUGGAAAAAUGCCAACAUUUGUUUUCGGUGUUAAAUGAAAAACUUUCAAGCUGCGAUACAGCAAACACGCUACUUGAAUCCAACUUGACUGGAUGUUUGAACGAAGUAAACAAGAACAUUUCAUUGUUUAACGCCGAAAUAAAAGAUUACCAUAGUUCUAAUUACUCUGGAAAUGAAAGAAUUGUCGUCUGUGAAGCAGAAAAAAGAAAAGCGAAUUUCCGUUUGACUGGAUGCUUAAGUGAAGGCGAAAGUAAAACAUCUUUAUUGGAAGCUGAGAUCGACCAACUACUGAGAAAUAACUCUGCAUUCAAUGUGAAGGAGUUGGCCUGUGAUACGGAAAAGACAAAGAUAGAAUCAAACUUUACUGAAUGUUUUAACGACUGGAAAAACAAAUUCGGACGUUUUGAAGCCGAAGUCAAUCAAUGCCAAGACUUGCGCGAUGCCCAAGACGAGAAAAGGAUAACCUGCGAAAACGGAUAUAAGAAAAUGGUUGUCAAUCUGACUGCAUGUUUAAAUAUAAUGGACGAUGAAAAUCUAAAGCGCGCAAUGGCUUACGCCAAGAAAUAUCAAGACCUAAGCCUCCUUCAUAAGAAUGAAGCUGAAACGUGUGAUGUAGAGUCGAGAAAACUGGAAGCCAACUUGACUGGAUGUCUAACUGAAGGCCAAAACGAAUUAACGCGAUUAGAGGACGAAAUAAAAAAUUAUCAGAAAUUAAAUUAUUCCCUGAGUGAGAAGAUUUCAAUGUGCAAUAUAGAAAAGUCAAAAAUCAAUUCUCAACUUGGGGGAUGUUUAACUGAGACCAAAAAUAAAACACUGCUUCUAGAGACUACACGUGACGAAACUCAAAAUACGAAUUUGACAUUGAAUGCCAAAAUUGCAACAUGCAAUAAAGACAGGACAGAGAUAAUGCUAAACUACACUAAAUGUCUGAACGAUGAAAAUGCAGCAGCAGAGAAUAAUUUGAAAAAAGUUCCAUUCAUUGAAUACAUUGCUUCCUUCUGGAAAGGAUCAUCAUUUUUCAUCAAGAACGACAAGCCUUCCUAUGAAAGCCUUGUGAAUUACGAUCGAUAUAAUGUAGCCCGUUUGGGGCUUUUCCCGCUAUCAGGCAUUAAGCCACUCAAACCCGAAUUUGGUCCAGUUCUUAACGACGUCCUUUCCUUUCGAUACCCCAUCAGAAUGCCAGCGUGUACCUCGUCGAGUCUACCAAGUUUGUUCAUUGUGGUGAUAUCCAGUCCAGACAGUUUUGCAAAACGGGAUCGAAUACGGAAAGAAUUACGAAUUGCAAUCGCUGCUAAAAUGGGUGUGAUUGGUAAAAUCAGCUUUGGAUUUUUCUUGGAACUAACAAGCAACCCUUUGACGCAAACAAAAAUCGAAGAAGAGAGUAAUGUCGAAUCUGAUAUUGUUCAGAUAAACAUAGUUAUAAAGUCGUACAGAGAUUCGACACUUAAAAUGGCUGCUGUAUUUAACUGGUUAAACAGAAAUUGUUCCCCAGUCACCUUCAUAUUCAAAGUGGAAGAAGACGUAAAAUUUGAUUUGUCAAAGUUGAUUCAAAUUGUGAAGAGCUACGCUCAAUCGCCACUGUUGUCGUUAGGAGUAUUGGCAGACAAUGAAAGCCUUACAAAUCGAGAAGGUGGUCCAAGAAAAAUAACCUACGAAGAAUUUCCUUGGAAUAACUAUCCUACAUAUUUUAAUGGGUCGGCUUACUUCUUGCACGGGACUUCGGUUCUUCCUUUAUUAGCAUGCUUUCAGACGACGCCCAUGUUUCCAUUCGAGGAUGUUUACGUGACUGGACUGUGUAGACAAAAAGCGGGCAUCAAGAGAAUAGACUGCCCUACUACUGUUGCCAACAAUUUCUGUUAUUGACUCAGUAUACAACAUAGUUUAUCAUGUAAAUCCGGUUUUAUUGCGAGGGAUUUCCUCGCAACCUUUGAAUAUUCCCGGAAUUCCAUGCACUUUAGCAACGCAUCAACAUUGGCUCCACAUUCUACAAUACAAGUCGUUUGGGACGGGGCA